UUAUGACUCCGGAGAGCCCGAGCCAGGGACUUGAAAGCCAAGCGAAUUUCCCGAAGCAAACAUCAUGCGGCUCUGACUCAGUCUAAUAGCUUCGGCAGGAAACCAGACCCUACGGUCAAGGUCUCCGGAUCCAUGCGCAAAAUCAUGUCUCCAGCCAUUUCCGUUCCUCAUAUCACAAUCACGGCUACCCCCUCGUCAGAAGACAUAAAGAGUCUGAAUCGCCGUCUAUCUCAAUCUCGAGGCAUCCUUCAUUCCCAGAUUAGAACAUCCGCCUCCACGCCUGCUGGGAGCUCCUUCCAUUCGGGACAUCCAAUGUUUACUCCAUCCAUAUCCGCUCUCCGCGUGACUUCAAAAGAAUCUGCUGGAGACACAUCAUCGAAUGAGGAAUGGCAGUCCCUCUCACAGAUGAACAUGCAGCGGAUCCAUCCACAAUACCGUAGCGCCACAUAUAGCAUAUAUGGCCUGUAUAAGGACAAUGUGGAUGAAGAACCCGCUGAUUCUAAUGUUCCAACUUCAACGAUGACCCCGAAAACCGGAAGAGAGCUGAACGACACAACUGAAGGACGGAAGGGCUCGGUACGAUCGAUUCGUCGCGGUACCCAGACUUUGAGCACGAUUUACAGGAGUUAUGACCUUUCCAAGAAAGACGAAGAUAUCAGUGCGAGUUUUGCUAGGGAAGUUGGUGAUAGCUUAGGCAGGAUUGGUAUGAUAUAGAUGAUCACUUCCUCCGUUUUUUUGUAGUUCCCUAUUUGGCUCGUUCUUCUAAUUCUUCGUCGCAUUGUGGGUUCUCAGCAUAGAUAGUUUUGUUGUACCUCCCUAUUUCGUCCUGUUGUUGGGCCUCUGUAGUUGCUAGGGACUCUCUGCGUCUCCAACAUCCAUCACACAUCCUCUGUUGACGCGGCGUUGGGUCAAACAAUGGCGAUUGAAUGGCUAAUGUCAGGGGAGUUGCCGCUUCACACAAUUUGUCCAGGUCUUAGAGCACAUCUAGAAAUUCAUUCUUUCCAUUUUCGAAAGCCAUCCACUCUGU
Messenger RNA from Cantharellus anzutake, 1027 nucleotides. RefSeq lists its product as uncharacterized. Lineage: Eukaryota; Fungi; Basidiomycota; Agaricomycetes; Cantharellales; Hydnaceae. The annotation marks the transcript as partial. The transcript is spliced from 4 exons. The record is from RefSeq and is a predicted model, not a curated record.